Molecule: messenger RNA, 1095 nt
Organism: Linum trigynum
Lineage: Eukaryota; Viridiplantae; Streptophyta; Magnoliopsida; Malpighiales; Linaceae
Source: the annotation of a GenBank genome assembly
AUGUUACACUUUUCGGACCGUCAGCUCGAUUGGUCUGAUGAACUAAUAAUCCAGGAAGCAGCAGCAGCAGCAAAAGAAGAGGAGGAAGGUGUCUGGGAUCAGGAAGCACCAGUUGGAAGGCCAUGGAUCAUUCUAUCCCAUGGUGAUAAAGGAGAAGAAGCACACACAUAUGUGGACAUGGCCAACGGCCUGCACCAUUCAAGACCAAUGAGUGAUUUGGAAGAUAGGUUGAGAGGGAUGAAGGUUUACGGCCACGGUUGUGGGCGGAUGUUGCUCAUGGAUCUCGAGGAGGCAUGUGAUUGUGUGUUAUUGGAUACUAAAUCUCUCAUCUUUGAUGCACUACCACCCUGGAAAAAGCGUGAAAAUUUCGUCUACCGGUGCUGCUUGCUCUAUUUACCACCCCAUCCACCAAGUUCCAAAUUCACGGUCAUGGUGUUUGGUGUGGAUCGAACUUUAAGCAGCAGGGGAGAUAGCAAUGUUGUGGCUGUGGCUGUCUUCUGUGGGGUUGGCGACAAAGAGUGGACGGUAUUCCUAGGAGGAGUUUGUGUCGAUGGAGUUGCUGCAUGCCAAGGUAAGAUCUAUGCCGUAGGGUCACUACCAAGAGGGACAUUCCAAUUCUUCGAGAUUAUGCUACAACCCAGCUACACGGUCAAACUAGUUCAUAAGGUUGACCUUACUAACAUAUCUCGGUUGAGAGGAUGUGCCGACAUCAGACGUUAUCUGGUCGAAUCAUGUGGCCAGCUUUUACUUUUCCACACUUCUUUUGCCGGGAAUCCAUACAUGAACGGCAAUGCAAAUGUUAUCGUGGACAUCAAGGCGCUUAGGAUUGAUGUCAAGACAAUGAAGACAAAAGUGGUUGACGAUCUUGGAGACAUGGCCUUCUUUCUUAGUUGGUCGGAUAUGAAUUUUUUCGGGUCGGGUGGGUUCGGAUUGUGCGCCAGCAAAUAUGGAUUCAAAAGAAACACCAUUUACAUGGUAAAUCCAUUCGAUAGCAACUUAUACUCGUACAAUUACCGAGAUCGAAACGUUUCAAUUACCUUGUCAUGUCCUCAAGUAGAAAGUUGUUCGAUGCAUGAGAUUGUUUUGUGUCAUUAA